This is a messenger RNA of Batrachochytrium dendrobatidis JAM81, 1029 nucleotides long. RefSeq lists its product as uncharacterized. The transcript has a single exon. The record is from RefSeq and is a predicted model, not a curated record. NCBI's taxonomy places the organism in Eukaryota, Fungi, Chytridiomycota, Chytridiomycetes, Rhizophydiales. Bases 1 to 1029 code for a protein of 342 amino acids.
AUGAAGUUUACUAUUAUUUCGACUGUGAUUAUCACUGCUUCUGCAGUCAUUGCUGUUCCUGCCAUCAAUGACAGACUCCAGUUUAAUGCACCGUCUAUCAACCAAAAUCAAAACACUGGUCUCGAUACUGGAUCUGGAUCUGGUCCUGGUCUGUCAUCUGAGUCUGGUUUUGGAUCUGAGUCUGAAUCUGCCAUUCAGGAUGCAGCCAAAAUCCCGAUUUUUUCAGCUCCAACGUUUUCAAAACCAGUAUUUCCACAAAACACUGCUGAUACUCAAAACAUUGAUAUUCCACAUCAAUCAUCCGUCUGUUCAGUUGACGAUUACGCAAACACCAUCCAGAAUUUGCAAAAUGUAAUCCAACAACAAAUGUCAACCAUCCAUGACAUGCUGGAUAGAUUGCACGCAUCCAGUAUUCAACAACCAGCAAUGCCUGAUUCAUCAUUUGAUUCAUCGUUUGGUGCACGUCAUGAUGCAUUGACUCGUUUGCAUGAUUUGAAUGAUCGUCUUGGCAACAAUAUGGUCAGAUUCACGACUGCUAGCCCAUUGGUUAUGGAUUCAUGGUCUGAUGUCAAGAGCGGUAUGAAACCAUCAUGUGCCGGAAUCAAUGCGGUUUCCACAUGUCAAGAAAAUGCAAUCAAGAGUGAUGUGUCGUGUGGUGAAGACAAGUCUGCAGCAGUAGAUCGAGCCAAUGCAGUGCGUGGAUUCAUACGUGGCAUUGCAUUGCAAAAACUUGCAUUGUUGGACUGUGCAGCAUCUAAUCUUGGACAGCAAUAUCAAGGUAACCAAAAAACACAGCUACUGCAGCAACUUGAUCGUGUUCGUAAAGCCACGGCAAAACUUGAAUUGCAGUCCAAAUUACUAAUCUACCAUGUUUGUAAAAGUAAAUUCAAUAUGACUAAUGUGAUGAAUUUUAGUGCCAAUUUAUUAUGCAACAUCACAGGUUUUAAUCCUAAAUUUGAACAUGCAUUUAUGAGUCCUGGGAGUUUCCAAUACGAUCAAAAAGUGGAUCUGACUAGUUCAUUAGCAUAA